CAGCGCGGCGGGGGCAUGGCGGAGUCGCCGCAGCCACCCGAGGGCUCUGGCGAUGGCGCGCAGCCGCGGGGGCACCCUCCGGAGCUGGAGCUCCUGCGCCGCAUGCGGGGCGCCCUGGCCGCGACCGCCCGCGCGGGCCCGGCCGGCGCCGCCCCGGCGCACGCCGCGCCCGGUUCGGACUUUGCGCGCCUGCCGGCCGAGUCCUGGGCGUGCGUGGGGGCGCUGCUGCCCGACGGCUGCGCGGCGCGGGGCGCGGCGGCCGCGCGCGCGCUGGCGGGGGCGCUGGCGUCCGAGGAGCAGUGGCGCCGCCGUGCCGCGCGGGCCUGGCGGCAGAACCCCGGGGGGCUGCUCUCGCCCCCCGAGCUGGAGUCGCUGCUGCACGGGCCGGCCUGCUCCCGGCGCGGCUACGCGGCGCGCAGGGCCCUGCUGAAGGGGCAGCGGGUGGCGCUGCUGGCCGAGGGCCGCGAGGCGGCGGCGCUCGCGCAGCUGGUGCGCUUCUUGGGCGGCAGCGUGGGCGGCGGCGGGCGCGGCGGCGGGGGCGGCGAGCGGCGCCCCCGCGGCGGCGCCUGGCCAGGGGACGGCGGCUGCGACCUGGCACUGCUGGGGCGCCGGGGGGGCCUGUGCCUGCGCCGAGCUGCGGAGGGGGGCGCCGUGGGCCCGAUGCCGCGGGGCUGCCGCGCGCUCUCGGGCAGGUGGCUCGCCGCGAGCUGCGUGGCGGGGCGGCAGCUGCCCGCCCACCGCCCGGGCUGCCCCUCCGACGGCUCGCGGUUCAGCCUGCCGCGCUCCUGCAUCGGGCCAGGCGGCCCCGCGUCUCCGGAGGGCAGCCCCCAGAUCUGCUGCUUCGCGCCGCGGCUCCUGGAGGGCCUGCUGCUCUGCGCCAGCGGACUGCCGGACCGGGCGCGGGUGGCGGCGACCGUCGGGGCCCUGGGCGGGGACUUCACGGAGGAACUCAGCCUCGGGCGGACACCCCGGCCCCGGUCCACCAGGGACCACACGCACCUCAUAGCGGGCACCGCGGCCGGCCCGAAGUACGAAUUCGCCUGCGCCCACCGCAUCCCCGUCGUUGGGCGGGAGUGGCUGGACGAAACGCUGCGGUCGGGCACUCCCAUGCGCGAGAGGUGCUUCCCG
This is a messenger RNA of Prorocentrum cordatum, 1128 nucleotides long. The record is from the annotation of a GenBank genome assembly. Lineage: Eukaryota; Dinophyceae; Prorocentrales; Prorocentraceae.